Cavia porcellus (domestic guinea pig) is the source of this 2280-nucleotide messenger RNA. RefSeq names its product homologous recombination factor with OB-fold (gene Hrob). Gene Ontology annotation, biological process: recombinational repair. Bases 130 to 1896 code for a protein of 588 amino acids. The transcript is spliced from 11 exons. Lineage: Eukaryota; Metazoa; Chordata; Mammalia; Rodentia; Caviidae. The record is from RefSeq and is a predicted model, not a curated record.
CCCCUUUAAGCCGGGCCGGAAGUCGGAAGGCGAGAAAUCCGCCUGAUCCUUAAAGGGGGCGGAGCCUCGGCCGGCGGCGGCGACUUCGAACCGACUGGGCGAGCUGGGUGGACCGUGCCCCGCGUCUCCAUGCACCAGCACUACCCAGAAUCUGCCCAUGCCCACCCCAGGCUGGAGGGCUGGUCUGGCUCCUUCUGCAGCCAUGACUCCCCAGCCUCCACCGAUGUUCCCCCUAUUCGCUCUAAGGCGUGCGGCCCAUGGACCCUGUUCUCCCUGGAUGAGGAGUUGGAGGAUGAGGAUUUCCUGUCAGCCGUGGAGGAUGCUGAGAACCAGCUUGCUGGGGUCCUGCCUGGGCCAGUAGGGUGCCUGUCACCUACGUCCUCCUGUCCACAGGCAGCUGUGCAGAUACCGUACCCCAGACCCCCAGCCCUGCGUCCCUCAGCGGCUUUGGCAGCAAGGCGCCAAUCUGCCCCAGAACUGUGCCGCACUGACCAUAGUACACCCAGUGCUGCUGGGGACGCCCUGAGGCCGUGCCUGACGUCUUGCAGCUGGAGUGACGGCCAGGGACCAGACUGGCCAGGGGGAGCCUGGGAGGGACCAGCACAGGAUGAGCUGGACCAGGUCCUGGCUGGCCUGGAGCUGGACCUGGGGGCUAGUGCCGGGGACCCACCGCCAGCUAAAAGGGCCCGGGUCUCAGACUUGAGCGGCCUCACCUCGCACCCUGAGGCGGCCUCACCCCUCCAGGAGCCCCGAGAGACCGCUGGGCCCCAUAGGACUCCACAGCUGCUCCUGAGACCUGGUGCCACCUGGGCAGCUGCCAACCCACCAGGGCACAUUCCUCAGCCAUGUGGCACCUCGGUACCCCCUGACCACUGCAACCCACAGAGCCCUGGACCCUGGCAGCCCUAUCUUCCUCCCCAAACCUGGGCAGGCAACAAACCUGGCCCUCCUGGACCCCAAGCUCCUGGCACCCAUAGCUGUGCUGUCUCUCUUGGGACAUCGCCUGCAGUCUCAUCCAUCAGCACCCCAAGAGGGCCCCGGACCUCGCUGCAGACACCUGUUGUCACCAACCACCUGGUGCAGCUGGUUACUGCCACCACCCGGACCCCAGCCCGUGCCCAAACCCGCCGCUUCCCUGGCCCUGCCGGGCUCCUGCCGCAGCAGCAUGACCAGAAGGACCUGGAGGAGAUUAUGGUUUCUACGCCGCAGACCCCAGCCCACGGUGCAGUAGCCAAGCCCCGCACAGAGGCCGUCGUCACCAGCACACAGACGCCCGUGGAGGAGGACUUCGGUCGCGGGCCCUGGCUGGCCAUGAAGGCGGCCCUGGGCCUGGACGAUGGCGACCCCACCUGCUUCCUGCGCACCUGCAGUGUGGCCGUGGUGCUGCAAAAAGCGGCCCUGAGGCAGCUCCCUGGGAACAAGGUGCCGGCCAUGGCCGUGAUGGUCCAGUCCCUGAUGCGCAGCAGUGUGGACGCCAGUGUGGUGCUGAGAGACCCCACGGGGGCAAUGCAGGGGACCGUGCACCGGGCGCUGCUGGAGGCGCGGGGGGGCGAGCUGAAGCCGGGUGCCGUGCUGCUGCUGCGGCAGGUUGGGGUGUUCUCUCCAUCCCUCCGGAGCCACUACCUCAAUGUAACGCCCAGCAACCUGGUCCACAUUUACAGCCCGGAUUCGGGAGACAGGGACCCGCUCAGAGCACCACAGCCCAUCCCCAAGGGCCCAGGAAGUCCCCAGGGAAGACACCAGCUGCACGUGGCCACGCAGUCCAGGGCAGGCCUGGGGUCCCUGGGACCCCCCGAGGAGGAAGCUCCGGAGUCUGGUCUCUCCAGGGACCCUGCCCCGCUCCAGGCACUUCGGCUCUGGAUGGAGGACAAGGAGAUGACCUGGAUGGACUCCUGAAUGAGCUGCCCGAGCAUUUCUUCAGUGGCAGCAGCAGCCUGGGCCACCCCGAGGCAGGGCCAACGUGAGCAGCAGCCCCUGCCCCAGCCCCUGGAGGCAGUGACAGCAGCCGAGUUCAUCCUGGGACGCUGACCCCAAGCCAUCUCCUCAGACUCCACACUGCAGGCCUUGGCUUCUGGAGCACUGGAGGCCCCGCCUGGCCUGGCCCUGCCCACUGUUGCCUGCCCACGACAUCUCCCUCCUUGGGGAAACCAGGGGUGUGGGCCUGUGUCCUUAUCCCGUGUUGGCCCCACAGCCAUGGGGACCCACACCCGGCAUCCAGUCCUGAAAUAAAGCUGUAGCCACUCUGGUGUCCUGGCCGGGCACAACUGGGCAUGCCAUGCA